Messenger RNA from Mustela erminea (ermine), 1331 nucleotides. Its product is annotated as tumor necrosis factor ligand superfamily member 12. NCBI's taxonomy places the organism in Eukaryota, Metazoa, Chordata, Mammalia, Carnivora, Mustelidae. The record is from RefSeq and is a predicted model, not a curated record. The transcript has 8 exons. Gene Ontology annotation, molecular function: receptor ligand activity; tumor necrosis factor receptor binding. The coding region runs from base 76 to 831 and encodes 251 amino acids. Gene Ontology annotation, cellular component: membrane. Gene Ontology annotation, biological process: immune response.
CGGCCCCCGCCCCCGCGGGUCCCGGGCCCCGGGGUGGGGGGGGGCGCGGCGAGGCAGGCACAGCCCCCCGCCCCCAUGGCCGCCCGUCGGAGCCAGAGGCGGAGGGGGCGCCGGGGGGAGCCGGGCACCGCCCUGCUGGCGCCGCUCGCGCUGGGCCUGGGCCUGGCGCUGGCCUGCCUCGGCCUCCUGCUGGCCGCCGCCAGCCUGGGCAGCCGGGCACCGCUGCCCGCCCAGGAGCCUUCCCAGGGGGAGCUGGUGGCGGAGGAGGACCCGGACCCGCCGGAACUGAAUCCCCAGACAGAGGAAAGCCAGGAUCCCGGGCCAUUCCUGAAGAGGCUUGUUCGGCCUCGCAGAAGUGCACCUAAAGGCCGGAAAACGCGGGGUCGCAGAGCAGUGGCCGCACACUAUGAAGUUCACCCACGACCGGGACAGGACGGCGCACAGGCCGACACCGGUGUGGACGGGACCGUGAGGGGCUGGGAGGAGGCCAGAAUCAACAGCUCCAACCCGCUGCGCUAUGACCGCCAGAGCGGGGAGUUCCUCGUGGUGCGGGCCGGGCUGUAUUACCUGUACUGCCAGGUGCACUUCGACGAGGGGAAGGCGGUCUACCUGAAGCUGGACUUGCUGGUGGAUGACGCGCUGGCCCUGCGCUGCCUGGAGGAGUUCUCAGCUACAGCCGCCAGCUCCCUGGGGCCCCAGCUCCGCCUCUGCCAGGUGUCUGGGCUGCUGCCUCUGCGGCCCGGGUCCUCCUUGAGGAUCCGCACCCUCCCCUGGGCCCAUCUCAAGGCCGCCCCCUUCCUCACCUACUUUGGACUCUUCCAGGUGCACUGAGGGGCCCUGGUGGGGCCCCCACUGUGGCUCUCAGUGCCCCCCUCCACUGUACUCCCCCCUCCACUGCUCCCCCCCCCGCCCCCCUACCUACCCGCCCUCUGCGGGCUGCUUGGACUUGCUCAUUUCCUUUCCGCCCCACAUAGAGAUCCCCUCCUCCUCUGACAGCCCCCCCCCCACCUCACUAGCUCCUGAACCCCUGGUCAUUCAAUACCCCCAUGUAUCUCCUGACUCCCUGCCCUGGCCACAGCCGCCCCUGGACACUGUGUCUACUCUACUCUGGGUGAGGAUGGGUCCCCAAUCCCCACCCCCAACUUCAGGCACUAAUCACGGCUGGACAGGAGGGAGCCCGGGGACUAGGCCGGGAAUUCCCAAACGCGAGGGCUGAGAGCAAGACAAGCUCCUUCCCUGAUAAUUCCCUGUGGAUUUUUAAAAACAGAUAUUAUUUUUAUUAUUAUUGUGACAAAAUGUGCAUAAGUGGAUAUUAAAGACAAUAAACCACG